UCCCAGGCGGUCAAACAUCCAACAGCCGAGACUAUGGAUCAGAAGUUGGGUCUGCUGGUUCUCCUGGCCCUCGGGCUCCUUGUCUGCCUGAGCUUGCCUCCCGUCUCUCGGGCGCAGGAUGUGAUGGAGGACGGUCUGGGCGAGGAGCUGGACGUGGAGGACGAGCUGGACCUGGGCCUGGCUGCGGGAGAGGAGGAGGAAGAAGAGGAGAUGAUGAUGGAGGGAGAUGUUGAGGACGAAGCUCCGGCAGAGCCCAAAACUCCUCCCAUUCCCAAGGUGACCUACAAGGCUCCAGAGCCAAUGGGGGAACAUUUCAUCGCUGAGUCUUUUGACCGGGGGACGCUUGACGGCUGGGUGAUGUCCAACGCCAAGAAGGAGGAAGCCGAUGAAGACAUUGCAAAAUACGACGGUAAAUGGGUGGUGGAGGAGAUGAAGGACAGUAAACUGCCCGGCGACAAAGGUCUCGUCCUGAAGACCCGAGCCAAACAUCACGCCAUCUCUGCCCAGCUGUUGCGACCCUUCGUCUUCGACACCAAGCCACUCAUCAUCCAGUACGAGGUGAACUUCCAGUCCGGGAUCGACUGUGGCGGCGCCUACGUGAAGCUGCUGACUCAAACCCCAGACCUCGACCUGGACCAGUUCAAGGAUAAGACUCCAUACACCAUCAUGUUCGGACCGGACAAGUGCGGAGAGGAUUACAAGCUGCACUUCAUCUUCAGACACAAGAACCCCAAAACCGGAGAGUUCGAGGAGAAACACGCCAAGAAACCCGACGCCGACCUCAGGACAUACUUCACCGACAAGAAGACUCACCUGUACACACUGGUGGUGAACCCUGACAACACCUUCGAGGUCCUGGUGGAUCAGACGGUGGUGAACAGCGGCAGCCUGCUGAGCGACAUGACCCCCGCCGUCAACCCCCCCGCUGAGAUCGAGGACCCCGACGACCAGAAACCAGAAGAUUGGGAUGAGAGGCCGAAGAUCCAGGACCCGGCCGCCGCCAAGCCCGAGGACUGGGAUGAGGACGCACCGGCUCAGAUUGCCGAUGAAGAUGCAGUGAAACCCGACGGCUGGCUGGACGACGAGCCAGAGUACAUCGGAGACCCCGACGCCGUCAAACCUGAGGACUGGGACGAGGAUAUGGACGGAGAGUGGGAGGCCCCUCAGGUCCCGAACCCGGCAUGUGAGACUGCCCCCGGCUGCGGAGCCUGGAAACGCCCGAUGAUUGACAACCCCAACCACAAGGGCAAGUGGAAGCCCCCCAUGAUCGACAACCCCAACUACCAGGGCGUGUGGAAGCCGAGGAAGGUCCCCAACCCGGUAUUCUUCGAGGACCUGCAGCCCUUCAGGAUGUCAGCGUUCAGCGCUGUGGGACUGGAGCUCUGGUCCAUGACCAACGACAUCUUCUUCGACAACUUCUUCAUCACCGACGACAGGAACACCGCCGAGCGCUGGGCCAACGACGGCUGGGGGCUGAAGAAGGCCGCCGAGGGCGCCGCUGACCCCGGUCUGGCGACUCAGAUGUUGAACGCUGCAGAGGAGCGACCCUGGCUCUGGGUUGUCUACGUCCUCACCGUCGCUCUGCCCCUCAUCCUCAUCAUCGUCUUCUGCUGCACUGGCAAGAAGAAGACCGGAGAGACGCCGGCAGCCGAAUACAAGAAGACUGACGAGGCUCAGCCGGAUGUGAAGGAGGAGGAAGAGGAAGAGGACGAGGAGGAAGAAGAGAAGGCUGAGGAGGAAGAAGAGAAGGCUGAGGAGGAUGAAGAGGAGAAGAGCAGUCCCGCUGCAGAAGGAAAGAGCGACGGAGAGGAGAGUCCUGCAGAGAAGGAGGAAGAGGAGGCAGAGAAGGACGAGACGGCUGAGGAGAAGCUUGAGGACGACGUUCUGCGGAGAUCUCCCAGGAACAGGAAGGUCAGAAAGGACUGAAAUCUCUGAUCCACAGCAGCGCUGACCUCAAAACCUCCCCCCCUCCCCCCUCCCUUCUCCCCUGAAAUAUCUCCCCCAUCCUCCCCUCCUCUUCUUCGAGGCCACGGAGCUGUGAUGGAAGCAGCGAAGCCGACAGGAAACUAAGAAAUCGAGACCUCCAACACGGACGCCUGCUCAUAUGACGAUUCCAGGACUGAGUUAGCGUAAAGGAUUCAUUUUGUUUUUGAAAGAGAUUAACUAAAGCUUCCUGCAUCAUUCCUUAACACCACCUGAGCAGACUCAAACCCGCGGGAUCAGCGCGUCCCGUCCGCCGCACCGCCCAGCACCAUGAGCUAGCAAACACCGCCCGAAAACAGCAUGCUAAUUAGCUGAGCAACUUGUUAAUACGUCUUGGAAAUUUAGCUAUCAACACCCACCAGUUAGCCUACAGUCUGAAGUAACCGCCUUCCUGUUAACUGCCAAUUAGCCUGUUAGCAGUAUGCUAACGGGGCUAACAGUAGUCUGAAAUAUCAACAAAAGUCUUCCCAAUUAGCCAACCAAGGACUGCUAGUUAGCCUAGCAACCGCCUGCUAAUAAUCUUUUGAGAACAAUGUUAACAAGUCUUAUGACAAAAGAAUUGGCUUUCAACAUAGUUAGCCACGAUCCUGUUUAGCCUAGUAACAGGCAGCUAAUUAACCAUCUAUCAGGGUGCUAAUAAGGCUAACAGUAGGCUGAAUUAUCCAUCAAGUAGUCAGAGAAUUCACCACCAAAAGUCUGGCCAGUUAGCUUACCAACAGGCUGAUAAUAAGCUUCCCACCAAGGUGCUAAUCAAGCUAACAGCAGUCCGAUUUAUCCAACAAAAAUGUGCCAGUUAGCUCACCAACAGACCGCUAAUUGCUUAGCUAGCAGGUAGCUUGUAUGCUUCAUGAAUAUUCACCUGCUAGCGGUUGAUUAUCAGAUCUUUGGGAGAUUUAUCAUCUACAAAUGUUAAGAGAAAUAUCAGAACUGAUGCUAAUUAGCCUUGUAGCCUGCUAAUUAGCUCAUUAGUAAUGUGACUAGUUGUACUCCAAUUUUUACAAUACUCCCACUUUUAAAAUUAAAAAGGGGGCCGCUAACAAGCUUACCAAUAAUGAAAUGUACAACUUACAUGUAGCUUAUUAGCCUGAUGAUUAAGCUAAUUCACCUACUAACAGUUGGCUCGUUAGCAUUCCUAGAUUUCAGAUUAGCUCGUGAUUAGCCAGCAUGCUAAUAUAAAAAAAUAAUGAAUGCUGAUCUAUUUUCUUUUUUCAUGUCAAAUUUCCAUGUCAUUGAAUAGUUUCUUUAGAAAGCUGUUAGCUCACACACAUGCUUCCUUCUGUGUACUGUUGUCCUGAUGGCAUAGAGGGAAGAUCAGAGGUCAAACUAAAGAGCCUGUGCAGCAGAUGAGCGACUGAUGGCGACUUAUUAAACCUCCAGUUGCUUUUUCAUAUUGUAGCAUCGCACGGCUGAAUAACUACAGCAGAUUGGUCCAUCAGUGCUAUGCUAACAUAGUAGCUGCUGCAUCAAUCAUCUAAACUAACCAUUAAUAAGUUUAUAACCCUAAAAUCAGUCGAUGUGAUUCUUUAUUCCUUUACCUCUAAUAUGUUUCCUUUUCUAAACAAACAUGACCGCAGCUCGUUAGCGCAUGACCCCCCCCCCCCCCCCCCCGUAGCCCUCUCCCGUAAAUCAUCGCUGCCGUCAGUUUGAUGUAGAACUCGUCCUGCCUGCAGGUGGACGGACCCCCAGCCCCUUUGUCAUGUUUUAAACCCCAAUUGAAAAGAAAAACGGCACUAAAGGGGGAAACUUCCGGCGCUUAACUCUCACCUGUGCACCUGCAGCCAACACUCACCUGCUCCUUGUCAAAGUUUAGCCCCAAGUUUUAAUAAGAGACGGCACUUGAGCGUGACAAACCUUCCUUCACUUCGAUGAAUACUAGUUUGAUAGAAGUUACUUACUAGUUUUUGUUUUUGCCAAAUUAAUAAACUUCAUCCAAUAAUUAAGACCCUGAGAUGAGGGUCUGGAAAAAUUGGUCCUCAAGUGAAAUCAAACAAAUUCUCGACACUUGAAUCACAAUUGUUUGUUUUGGCUGCUGUUUACUCUGCUGUAGUUACCUGUUUAUGUUUACAUAUCAAGUAAUGAUGUCAUGUCAAACAGGAAACCACCAAGUCCCGCCAAAAUACAAUCAGUCGUUCUCUGCUGCAUCUAAAAGAACUGGCAAAUGGCCAAUGUAUUAUGGGAACUGUAGGUCUAAAUGUAAUGAAAAUACACUAAAGGGAAUUGGGGUUAAAUCAUAGAGAAAACUAAUUAAAUUUACAAAAGAAAAAUAGUUAGAACAAAAAAAUCGUAUAAAUUUAAAGUUUUCAAUAUAAAGACAAAAUAACAAUUCUAUGGAUAUUAUUAGUCAUUUUUUCAGAAUUUUCCCUCCUGACCUGCAAUUUCUCACCUUGAUACGUCCUCAGCAACUCUGACCCCUGACCUUCUCUCUAUCCCCAUCAGGACGUUUUCGUCACAUGAGAAAUACUCCCAUGCUCGUUAAAAUGCUAAAUCAUGUUCUUUAUUUGUAUUCAUCAUGAAAUCAUCCUAAGGAUUACAAUGCAGAUGAAUGAGCGUCAUUCUGCCAGUUUGUGUGUGUACAGUGAAAUAAUUAAACCUGGUUCUGUGCGUGUUGAACGUGUGUGGGGAACAUAACGUCCAGUCUAGUAUCCAUGUCUGUGUAAUCAUUGCGUACAGUUUUCUCCGGACAGUAACUGAAGAACCUGUUGAUCUUAAAUUCAGAGCGACUGUAUGCUCAGUGAGCGGCGGGGCGGCGGGGAAUAACAGCCGGGGUCUCUGGCUUUGGGUGAGGGCAGAUUUUGGGGCUCGAGGUGAACUUGGAGGCUUCCACGACCUUUAAUUAUUUCCCUCCUUUUUUUAUUUUUAGUCUAAAUACAAGCUAGUUUCGUCUUGGCUGUAAAGUUUUUUCUAAAAUAAAGUAAAUAUUAGGCUCAUGUCCUCCAGCAGCAGCAGCGUUACAUUCCCAUCCCAAAAGUUUUCAGCCUCUUUAUUAUUUUUUAGAUUUAUUUCUGUGUCCGGCUGAAUCUGCCUAGCGCCUGUAGACUGAACCUGCUGGUGUAACUUUUUAUUAUUUCUUUUGUUGACUUUUUUUUGUGUUUUUUGAACUAAAUCUUUAAUGGUUGUCCCUGCAGCCUGUUUCUGAUGUCCACACUAUUGUAGAGAGAUACUGUGAUGAUGGAGCCUCGUGUGUGUGUGUGUGCGUGUGUGUGUGCGCGUGUGUGUGUGGACAGUCUACAUUUGUUUUGAUGAAUAAAAAGGCCAAAUGGAAACUGAA
This is a messenger RNA of Eleginops maclovinus (Patagonian blennie), 5251 nucleotides long. RefSeq names its product calnexin (gene canx). The transcript has 15 exons. Gene Ontology annotation, biological process: protein folding. Bases 34 to 1926 code for a protein of 630 amino acids. The record is from RefSeq and is a predicted model, not a curated record. Gene Ontology annotation, cellular component: endoplasmic reticulum membrane; endoplasmic reticulum. Lineage: Eukaryota; Metazoa; Chordata; Actinopteri; Perciformes; Eleginopidae. Gene Ontology annotation, molecular function: calcium ion binding.